AUGCAUGGCCCUCAAACACUUGUGUGGGCUGUUAAUGCUUCAGACAACCUCAAGAAGAGCGACCAGGACAUUGCCAUUAUGAAGAUGCAGCUUCCACUGGCUUUCAGAGCGAUGCUGCUGCUGUACCUGUUUGCCCUUUUACUGGGAGCGGAAGUUUCUUCUGGGAAAAGAUCUCAAAAACACAGAAGAUUGAAAGGUUCAGACACUGGACGUAAAUCCAGAGGCUCAAAGAAAGGACUGUGGGUUUCUAUGGAUUCAACUCUGAACAUCUCCACUCUUAUCCCUCCGUCUCCAAGCAGGUCUUUGUCACCAUGGACAUAUGUGAUUUCCUAUGAUGAUUCACGAAUCCCUAUGCAAAUAUCUGAAGCGAAAUGUGAAAAAAGAGGCUGUUUAAUGAAAAAUGGUGAGGAAGAUUCAGGGUUGGAGUCUCAACCCAUCCAGUAUCAGAUCCAUGUGCUGAAAAAAGUGAAGCACAAAAACAAGAGCUACGCCCUUAAACUGGAAAGUAAAGUUAUUACUGUGGGCUGUACGUGUGUUUUACCCGUUUUUGUUCCACAGAAAUAG
Messenger RNA from Triplophysa dalaica, 564 nucleotides. It is a transcript of the gene il17a/f3, whose product is annotated as interleukin 17a/f3. Gene Ontology annotation, cellular component: extracellular region. The coding region runs from base 1 to 564 and encodes 187 amino acids. NCBI's taxonomy places the organism in Eukaryota, Metazoa, Chordata, Actinopteri, Cypriniformes, Nemacheilidae. The record is from RefSeq and is a predicted model, not a curated record. Gene Ontology annotation, biological process: inflammatory response. Gene Ontology annotation, molecular function: cytokine activity. The transcript is spliced from 3 exons.